Molecule: messenger RNA, 540 nt
Organism: Pisolithus orientalis
Lineage: Eukaryota; Fungi; Basidiomycota; Agaricomycetes; Boletales; Pisolithaceae
Exons: 4
Coding region: 1-540 (179 amino acids)
Source: RefSeq, a predicted model, not a curated record
AUGGUACAAGUCCAAUGUUUUGACACUGGUCACUUCCAUGAGUUGUCAUCAUGGCAAAAGCAGUUCAAAAAUGAAUGGCAAUGGGCAUCUACAACAUCUAUUACACUACCCCUAAACCUGAAAUACCAACCAGACACCCAGAAGUGGGUGUGCACAUGUCCACAAUUUGUCAAGAGCCAGUUCCUCAUCUGUAAAUGCUUGGUCCAAGUCACACACCCAGUUAGCCCCAUUUUCUUCCUGGAGAGAAGUGAGAGCAAAGAGGAUGAAGAACCUGGUGGAAACAUUUGCUUUUUCCACUUUAUCACCACCUUACAAGACUUUACAGAUGGUCUUGAGUACCAGAUCCAGUUUGGCAACCACAGGAUGUUGAAUACCAUUGAGCAUGAAGGGGCAUCAUUCAUACAGCUGAUGAAGAAUUGCUUGGAUCAUGAGCAAAGGGAGAACUCAUCAUGUGCAAGGAGUCCUACCACAUGGGAACAAACAACUGCAAAUGUGUUGUUCUACCACAGUUGCCCACCAGUUCCAGAACAUGAUACAUAA